CCUUAUUUCACAAUCAGCCAGCUCAGCUCCCUGAUUGUGGUACGCCAGUGAGGCGAGGUAGUCGCCCGGUCAACAUGCUUGCGUGUAAAACAGUUCUGGCUGAAUAACAACGCACAACGAAUGGGAAGGGCUGUGGUUCCGAUCGUCCCGAGUUCAUCUUCAUCGCCCGGGCUGGAAUCUGGUUUUUAAACCCAACAUGGCCGCAACCCGCUCCAGUCCUGAGGUACAACUACUAGUAAUAAACCACCCACACCCAUCAUGUCACAAUCACGCGCUGAUACACUUCGAGCGCAUCUCGGUUCUGCCAAUGCCAUUCCCCGCCCCAUUCUCACAUCGCUGAACGGCAACAACUCAUGGCUCAUAUCAUUUCCGGGCCCGGCGUCCAAGCGCGCCCGCCCCGGCAGCAAGCUCUUUUCCCACAUCGUGUCCGACCCCUGGUUGUCCGGACAUGCAGAACUCAUUACCUCCUGGAUGAUGACAAUCAGGACCGAGGAGGCAGCCAUUGGCUCGUCGGCCACCACCGAACAGCCACCGCUCCUCGACGCAAUCUUCCUCAACUUCCACCACGGAAUCCCCGUCUUCGCCACGCCCGAAGCCGCCGCCAUUGUCCAGCGCUGGGGUUACUUCUCCCACGUCACGGAAACACUCGACCUCGACCCGGCCGCGCCGGCCAACACCUGGCCGUCUCUCCACCCGGGCGGCGGCCUGCCCCACAGGCUGAACGUGUUCCGCCUGCAGGGCCACCACGAGCUCAACUUCGCCACGGCCAUCGUCUACUCUUCGUCUCCUCCUGAGGAGGGGAAGAUGAAGAAGCACGAGGCGCUAUUGUGUUCACCGCACGGGAUCAAGACGGACCAGGCGGCUCUGACAACCUUCCUAGAGAACCUAGACGAGCCCGAGUCAAACGACAGCAACGAAGAGACGAGCCGCAUCAGUGUGCUGGUUAUCCUACACGCACUCAAGGACAACUUUUCCUUCGGCAUGCGCUUCAUGCUGGGCGUGGCCGGCGGGCUGGCGCUGGAGCGGCUCGCGCGGCCCCGCUACUGGGUUAAGUCGCACGAGGCCCCGCUGGCCUACACGCGGAUCGUGCCGUUCUUGGCGCGGGUGAACGAUGUGCCGCGGACGCUGCAGUCUGGCCUAGAUGGGGAGAAGGUCAACGGUGGUGGUGGUGGUGGUGGUGGUGAGAUUGAAGAUCGGGAGGGUAGGAAGGUGGUCGAUGUGCCGAACGGGGCUUGUUUUGUUUUGGGGUUAAGUUAUGGCGGUCUGUAG
Chaetomium strumarium is the source of this 1269-nucleotide messenger RNA. RefSeq lists its product as uncharacterized. The coding region runs from base 259 to 1269 and encodes 336 amino acids. Lineage: Eukaryota; Fungi; Ascomycota; Sordariomycetes; Sordariales; Chaetomiaceae. The transcript is spliced from 2 exons. The record is from RefSeq and is a predicted model, not a curated record.